AUGACAUCAAAGCAAUCAGCACUGAAAUUUCAGAGAGGUCCUGUAUCUUUUAAAACAGAAAAGACAGAAAAAGGAGUCAUCUCACCCUGCAGCCAAAAGGACUGCAAUCCAGCCAGCAGACGACAAGGGAUGCCCAUCGUGCACGGCCAUCCCCGGGGGAUUUCAGAGGCAUCACCAACCAGGGGGAGGGGGCUUUCCUGCGACGUCCCUCCCUUUCACACAGUUUGCACCCUAUGGAAGAAGGAAAGGCUCUCACACGGGCGAGGUGGCGGGGUCUGCGACCUGGCCCGGACUUUCUGCCGAGUUCUCAGUGAGGACUUGGCGGUCCUGGGGCCAGUAGGUGAGAAAAUGAUGGAUGGGCCGGGUGGGCGACGGCAGGAACGGCCUGGAGAAGGCUUCCUCUUACCAUCUGCUCAGGAAGGACGUCAGCGCCAGACUAAACACAGGCCGGCGCGGCUGCAGAGUUCGAGCUUGUGCGCCGGCGGCCGGCCUUUAAAAGCACCUUCCUGCGCACGAGGGGGAGACACCGGGAGACCAGGCGCCCCGACCCAUCGGCAGGUCUUGAGGAGAAGCAGGGCCGCCCCAGACUGUCGCUGCGGCCGGCAGGGCCGGGCGCUCCCCAAGGGGCUUGACUUUGGUGACUUUGGUGACUUCUGGACAGUCCCCCAUGGUGUCCUGGAGGUGAGCUACAACCUGAAGCCCACCUCCUGCUGCCUGUCCCUCCUCCAGCCUCCUCUGGCUGACUUCUGCCAUGGGUCCGAGAGGAAGUGUUCCUGCUUCCUCAGUGUCCUGAGGCUCCUGGCCUGCCUGCCUGCCCAUCUGUCUGGAGCUGUGGAUGGUCUCCCCGAUGGGGCUAUUCCCGCCUGGACCCUGAGGGACGAGAGUUGCAGCCUAGGAAAGCCAGGUGCCAGGCCCUGCGGGGUCCUACACCGGCGGCGUGGUCUUCCCCAAGCCUCCUUCUCUAGAGACCGGGUUCCCAAGGGACGCUGUGGCGGGACGGAUGGGCUGAGCCGGCCUUCGGGGCCCGGCGCGGGCAGAGGCGCCGCGGAGACUACGCCUCUGACGGCAGGGGGCGCUCGUAGCACGCGCAGUGCCCGGUGCGGGCGCCCAGCACGGCUGCGUGGCCCCGGGUUCCCCCGCGCGGGACCUGCCGGGGUCUGGUCCCCCAGCCUGAGAGCACCCGUCUGGGUGGACCAAGCGGCCUCCGGGCGUCCACAUCGGCCCUUCUUCUUCCUAUGCAUGCGGGGAAGCGGCGGGGAGCCUGCGGAGGGCGGCCUGGGAGCAGAGACCACCGGGUCACCAGUGCACGCGUCCGGGCGCCCACCCACUCGCGAGGACCGGCAGUCCCCGGCGGCGUCGGCCCUCAGGCCCUCAGGGGAGGCCAGCGGCACCGAGCCAGGUCCUGGGCCAGGUGGAGCCCCCCCUGAAGCUGGUAUCCUACCUGCCCUCGCCUCCCCACUCCAGCCCACAGUCCAGCUUUCAGGGCUGAACCCAGAGCCCAGAGGAUGGAGAAGCCAGAAAGCGGGGAGGUAAGGGAGAGGGCGUCUAGGCACACCUCAGAGGUGACUGGGCUGUGUCGGGGACAGUCCGCACUACAAGAGCCGAGCUCACACCCCGAGCUCACACCCCUACGGAGUGAUUUUUCGGGACUGCCCCCAUCCCAAUCUCCACUCCCUCUACUUUACUUGAAAAAGAAAAAGAAAGAGAGCGCCUUUUGGCUCCUGGUGACCCGUAUUUAGGACACCAUCCCAUCCCCCAGCACACACAUUCCUACAGUGUCACCUGGUCCCCAAUCCGAGCAUUUCCUGGAGUGCUCGCCACAUUCCCCUUCCUGGUGCUUUUCUAUGGUGGGGCCGGGGGAGACUGUUUUGAACAUCGCUGUGACGUCACUCCCCCUCCUCCGAGCUGAGCACCCCUGGGUGGGUCCUGGGAAUUGUUGCCCGGCCUGCUGGGGAGGGGCGGAGUGUGGGCCGAGGGAGGGUUCCACCAAACAUCCAUUACCGCUGUCGCCUGCGGGGCCUUCAGGCUGCAAGUACGUGAGGUGUCAGAAAAGAAGCCGCAGGGUUCCUGUGGGGGCUCUUUUGCCAAAUGAGUCAAGAGAUGUGCGGAAGAGCAUGAUUGAAGUAGCCCGUGGAGUAGCAGAAAGGGGCAUCAAAAACUGUAACCUGAAAAUAAAAACUUUAACCUGUUCCCCCAAA
Messenger RNA from Cercocebus atys (sooty mangabey), 2198 nucleotides. RefSeq lists its product as uncharacterized. Bases 1 to 1533 code for a protein of 510 amino acids. The transcript has 5 exons. Lineage: Eukaryota; Metazoa; Chordata; Mammalia; Primates; Cercopithecidae. The record is from RefSeq and is a predicted model, not a curated record.